Molecule: messenger RNA, 3501 nt
Organism: Dermatophagoides farinae (American house dust mite)
Lineage: Eukaryota; Metazoa; Arthropoda; Arachnida; Sarcoptiformes; Pyroglyphidae
Source: RefSeq, a predicted model, not a curated record
UCAAUAAAAUCUAAAUUAUUAAACACUGCCAAAAUGAAACGGAAACCAUUUAUAUCGACAACAAAAAUAACAAAAACAAGACAUACAUCGAUUGAAAAUGUAACGGCCACUAUGAUUGGCAGUAGUGGUGGAAGUGGUGGACAACAAUUUACACCACAAAGACAGCAACCACCAUCCAUUCUAAUACAUCCGGCAAAUUCACCCGAAGAAUAUCAUUAUCAACAUGAACUAAAUCCAUUGAAUUUACAACAACAACAACAACAAUCAUCAAAGGUGACCAUUGAUGUUGGUCGUAGACGUGCCUCUGUCACUAGUACUCAGAUGACAACUGAUAUUGCUACUGUUAGUAGUAUACCUGAUACUAGUCGAAAACAACAACAACAACAACAGACAACAUUAUCAUUAAAUCCAUCAGCAGCAAGACGUAGAAAAUCCUGGGAUCAAAAAGUUACCGGUCCCAUUAGACGUGCUAGUCAGGCCUUAAUAAAUUUAUCCGGUGUAUUAUAUACCGGUAGUGAUAAUGUUUCUUCACUAAGUACGACCAUUUUUGGUCAUAAUUAUUAUGGACAAUGUAGUCGUCGUGAUUCUCGUUCACGAACACAAGAGAUAAUAUUAAUGUGUUCUUCAUUUCAGCGACUUCCAAUGAAAGAUUUUGGUGCCGAAGUACGAGCUUCAAUGGAUGUUGAUCAAUUUUUACAACAAGCAGUAUUAUUAUUGGAUAUAACAGAAACAUCAUUAGAAGGAAUUGUUGAUCGUAUGUUACGAAAGGUUAUCGAUGGCCGUGAACCAUUGACAACACUUAAAGAAGCAAAAACAGCAUUGUUCACACACGAUUCUGGUGAAUUGCAAUUACUUGCCCGUACAAUUCAAGGAACAUACAUCAGUGAUGGUGGUGGUUUCGAUUACGAUCAAUCAUGGCUAUGUUCAAUGUGUAGUUUGCCUUCAUUAGCUAGGCGACAUGUAGCCAUUGCAAGAUUAAAACAUCCAGCAAAUAUGGGCAGAAAUUCACAUGAAGUACGUUUUUUCAUAUUGGUCGUAACACCAAGUAAAGAAAAAGGAACAAAAAAUGCAUUGGAAACUGGACGUACAUUUGCCACAAUAUUUGCUGAUAUUGAUUUUCGACAAAAAUUAUUAGAUGUACAUGGUGAAGCUGAAUUCAAAGGAAUUUUGCUCAAACAUGCUCAAGAUUUAGCUUCUGAACAAAGCAAUCCAACACGUCGUAUGGGUAAUCAUGAACCGGAAGCUGAAUUUGAGGAACCAAGAUGCCAUUUUGCACAAGGAUUAUAUGAUGAUCUAAGACGACGUACAUCACAUUAUCUAAGUGAUUAUGUUGAUGGUUUGGUCGGAAGAAAAACCAUACAGAAAACAAUAUCAACCAUUUUCUUCCUUUAUUUUGCCUGUAUAUUACCGACAAUAGCCUUCGGUGUCCUUAAUAAUAAUAACACGGCGGGAAAAAUUGGUGAUAUUCGAAAAGCGAUCAUUGGACAAACAAUUGGUGGAUUGUCAUUUGCAUUUCUUGGUGGUCAACCAUUGGUGAUCAUAAUGACAACGGCGCCUAUUUGUCUAUAUAUAAAAGUAAUCUAUAACAUCUGUGAAGAUUUUCAAUUGGAUUUUCAUGCAAUGUAUGCAUGUGUUGGAUUAUGGAAUACAUUUUUUCUUGUUCUUUAUGCUGUUUUUGAUCUAAGCAAAUUAAUGAAAUGGUGUACAAGAUCAACAGAGGAAAUAUUUUCAUUAUUUAUUAGUAUUGCCUUUGCUGUCGAUGCUGGUCGUGAUGUAAUCAAAAAUUUUCAAACACAUUAUUAUAGUCCAUUAUGUUUAAAUCAAUUGAAUCGUACUAGUGAUCGGCAACAUUUAUUGCAACAUUUUCGUCAACAGGCUCAAGUAUUGGCACAAUCAAAUUUACCAUUGAUUGUUGAAUCAAUAUUGCCAUCAUCAUUUUCAAAUACAACUAUUGCUACUACAACAGCCGCUACUACAGCUAUUAUAAAUAGUGAUUUAUUGUCAACAUCAACAUUAAAUUAUGAAAAUAAUAGCAAUCUGAAUUUAAAUAAUAAUAAUCCAAAUAAUAAUUGGACAGAUCCAAUUUAUCAAACGGCAUUCUUUUUGGGUCAUUCAAAUUAUUCAUUAUUUUCAACCACUAAUAGUAAUAGUAAUAAUAAUCAUCAUCAUCAUCAUCAAUCGUACAAUCAAAGUGUUCAUACAAAUUAUUCAUCAUCAGAUAUAAUACAUUUAUCUGCUGCCAAUGUAUCAACAUUAGCUACAACACUUGCCUCAUUGAUUUGGUCUCCAGAAGCAAAUCGUAUAUUACAGAAUUUAACAACAGCAGCAUUGAAAUUAAUAUUCACUGAUCUACAUAUGUCUGAAGAUGGUAUUUGUCGUCGUGAGACCAGUUUGCUUUUUCUAUUGCUCAUGCUUGGUACUGUUUGGAUGGCUGUGUCAUUGUUUAAUUUUAAUAAAACUCCUUAUCUUCAAGCUAGUAAAAGAGAACUUUUAGCCGAUUAUGCAUUACCAUGUUCAGUUAUUAUUCUAAGUUUUAUCGGAUCAUUUGUGUUUCGUGAUAUACCAGUUGAACAUUUUAGAUAUGAUGAAGAGCUACAUUUAAAACGUGCACGAUUAGAAGAUCUUCCUUGGACGGCAUUCGGUGCCUGUAUGGGUUUAGGUUUUUCAUUAUCAUUGUUAUUCUUUAUGGAUCAAAACAUUUCCGCUGCUAUGGUUAAUAAUCCAUGUAACAAAUUGAAAAAAGGCUGCGCUUAUCAUCUGGAUCUAUUUGUUGUCGGUAUAUUGAAUGGUUUUCUAUCAUUGUAUGCAUUUCCAUGGAUGCAUGGUGUAUUACCACAUUCACCAUUACAUGUACGAAGUUUAGCCGAUGUUGAAGAACGUGUCGAUCAGGGUCAUGUCUAUGAAAUAAUUGUUAAAGUUCGUGAAACACGUUUAACUGGAAUCGUAUCACACAUAUUGAUUGGUUUAUCAGUAUUUUUAAUACCUUAUCCAAUGGCUUAUAUACCAACUGCCGUGCUUGAUGGCCUUUUUCUUUAUAUGGCAAUAACUUCGCUCAAUGGCAAUCAAAUGUUUGAACGUAUUACGCUUUUAUUCAUGGAACAGGCUGCCUAUCCACCAAAUCAUUAUAUACGAAGAUGUCCACAAAGAAAAAUUCAUCUAUUUACAUUAUGUCAAAUGGUACAAUUGGGUUUAAUGUGUUUUUUUGGUUUCUCACCAUGGCCAUAUAUAAAAAUGGUUUUUCCAGUUAUCGUCAUUCUUUUGUUACCAUUCAGACACAAAAUAGUUCCAUUUGUGAUUGACAAUAAAUAUCUAGAAGCACUUGAUGGUGAAAAUCAAUGAAUAAAAUAGAUAGAUAGAUCUGUCGAUUUAUAAGAAAUUAUAUUCCGUAUACGAUUCUCUGUUCUUGUUUCCGUUUAUAUUUCAUCUAUAAUAAUCAAUAAUCAAACAACAACAACAACAACAACAACAACAAAAAAAAACAUUGUAAAUGAGAAAAAAAAA